CAAAGCCGCAUAGCAAACCUGUGAGUGUCCGUCCAUCCGCCGUGAUGACAACAAUAUGCUCUACCGUUAGCAUUGUCAAUUUACUAGAUACCCCUACUAUUGACCAGACUCGCGAGCAGAGACAUGAUGGCGUGGUGUAGCUUCGCCUUUUUGUUUUCGAGCGAAUCCUUGUGACGACGCGUACGCAACCGCCUCUCUCUCUACACCUGUCAUAGUCAACGAGGGCUUCAGGAAGCAUGAAGCUCACGUUCAAGACAAUCACUAAGAAUGUCAAGUUUGAGAUUGACAAUGUCGAGCCAGAGACCAAAGUCGCCGACGUCAAGGCGCGCAUUGAGCAAGAACACGGUCAUGACGCAAAACUCCAAAAGCUCAUCUAUUCUGGCAAGAUCCUAGCAGACGAUAGGACCAUUGCAUCGUAUGAAAUCAAGGAAAAGGAUUUCAUCGUUUGUAUGGUAUCGAAACCAAAGGCUGUUCCUGCAGCAGCACCAGCAACACCGGCACCUGCCCCGGCUGUUUCGCUCAUCACGCCAGCUCCAGCAGCGGUAGCAACCCCUCAAGCGCCGAUCCAUGCGCCUGCUGCUGCAUCGGCACCAGCAGCAGAUGCUCCAACACCUGCGCCCGUUUCUGCCGGAUUCAAUGAUAGCAAUGCCUUUGCAGCCGGUGAGGCUCGAACGCAAGCCGUGACGAUGUUGAUGGAGAUGGGCUUUGAGCGUGCUCAAGUCGAUCGUGCUAUGCGUGCUGCUUUCAAUAAUCCAGAUCGUGCAGCAGAGUACCUGAUGACGGGAAUUCCUGAACAUUUACUUGCUGAGCAGCAGCCGCAACAAGCAGCAGCAACAGCAGGGGCAGCUCCGGGUACACCGUCGCCUGCUACAGCGACUGCACCACGUACUGGAUCGGCUGCACCUGCAGCAGCAGCAGCGCCUGUACGAACCGGUAAUUUGUUUGAACAAGCUGCAGCAGCUGCACAAGGUGGUGGUGCGCGUGCUGGUGGUGCCGCUGGCGCAGCGGCUGGAGGUGGUGACAUGUCUGUGGGUGAUUUGGAGUUCCUACGACGUGAUCCACAAUUUCAACAACUACGACAGAUGGUGCAGCAGAAUCCACAGAUGCUGGAGCCGAUUCUACAACAGCUGGCAGCAGGCAAUCCUGCCGUGGCGAAUAUGAUUGUGUCGAAUCCAGAGGCGUUUUUGGGAUUAUUGGCGGACGGAGAGGAAGGUGAGGAUGGCGGUGCUUUACCGCCUGGUGCGAUGCAGGUGCAGGUGACACCAGAGGAGAAUGCUGCGAUUGAGCGGUUGCAGGCGCUUGGAUUUGAGCAGCAGGUGGUGCUGCAGGCCUACUUCGCCUGUGACAAGAAUGAGGAGCUUGCUGCCAACUACUUGUUUGAGCACGGCCACGAGGAUGAUGAGGAGUAGAUAGGCAGCUUGCUGAAUUCAAUACUGCUACUCUACUGCUGCUACUUGACUACUACUCCACUACUCUGCUCCAGUAAUACUUGUAUAUCUGUUCCUGACUUUCGCUGCUGCUGAUUCGUGCGACGAGAAAUUUCAACUUGCAGCAAGAGGCAACAUCAAGCAGCUACACUUCCCAUCAACCUACUUCCCUACCUAUGGCGCUCCGUGCACAGUUCGAGAAUGUACACACCCUCUUCACUGUACCCAUCUAACAGCAGAGCAACGAAAUCGGCGUCUUUGCAACAUUGACCAAUGCAUACUGCCUCGUCGC
Molecule: messenger RNA, 1719 nt
Organism: Protomyces lactucae-debilis
Lineage: Eukaryota; Fungi; Ascomycota; Taphrinomycetes; Taphrinales; Protomycetaceae
Product: XPC-binding domain-containing protein
Exons: 1
Coding region: 237-1409 (390 amino acids)
Biological process (GO): proteasome-mediated ubiquitin-dependent protein catabolic process; nucleotide-excision repair
Cellular component (GO): nucleoplasm; cytosol
Molecular function (GO): ubiquitin binding; damaged DNA binding; proteasome binding
Source: RefSeq, a predicted model, not a curated record